This is a messenger RNA of Xiphophorus hellerii (green swordtail), 5164 nucleotides long. RefSeq names its product mucin-12. Bases 285 to 3599 code for a protein of 1104 amino acids. The record is from RefSeq and is a predicted model, not a curated record. NCBI's taxonomy places the organism in Eukaryota, Metazoa, Chordata, Actinopteri, Cyprinodontiformes, Poeciliidae. The transcript is spliced from 11 exons.
ACAAGGCGCUGACCACGCAGGACGCUGCGUUUGACUGACACACACGUGUGUGUCAUUAGAUGACACAGGGAGGCUGUGGGGCUCCAUUUGUGUCCUGCAGGGGAAAUGAUGAUGAUGAUGAUGAUGAUGGUGGUGUUAGAGGAGGGGGGAUUGUGACGCCUCUCUGCCCGCCGUCCACAGGAAGACUGGAUGAAUUGAUUCGGGCUUUGCGCAGUUUGUUCGCCCUCAUCGCGGCAGAAAGGAAAACGGGCUGGUUCUGUCUCUGAAAUGUCUCACCGCUGGAAAUGCAGCUCCACGUUUGUCUGUUGCUCCUUUUCUUUACAACAGAUAAAGCUGUGACGUUGUUGCACCAACACUGUGGUGGAAAUGUCACGUUGGACCAAGAACCUGAAGGCCACAUCACUCUCCUCUUACCUGGGUUCUUUAACCACACCGGCAGCCUCAGCCCCAUGAGCCAGCAGUCGGAGGAAAGCUUACCACUUUCAAAUUGCACUUGGCUGUUGGGCAUUCCUCUGAGGAAGAAGCUACUUUUACAGUUAAAAUGGACAGAAAGUAAUUGGAGGAUCUCGCUGAGAUGUGUUGAGGAAGAUCAGAUCCUACAGAGUCGUGGGGAAACAGUAUUGCUCUCUGACUGUGAUGAAAACAAAGCUGUCCUCAGUUGGACAGGGCCAAGAAUGUCCUCAAAUUCAAUUCAUCUGACUUAUUGUGUUCAGGAAGCUGAGAGAAAUUCCUCAGAGGGCCAGUCAGUCCAUCAACAGCAGCAGGACCCUACUGGUUGGUCGGUGACGGGAGCCACCUAUAAAAGCAUUGCCACAGCUGCUCAAAGGGUGGUGGAGGGUACUCCACAGGGCAGAGAUCGUGUCCAUGAAGGGGAAAUUUGUAGUUUUGGCACUCGCUCUGCGUCUAGCACCUUCUCUCAGGACAAGGAGCUGCUGCAGCCAACCUCAUCCCAGUGGGGACUCCCAGUCGCUGGGAGAACUGAUAGGGAAACUCUCCCUCUUCCUGAGGAAAAAUGGAACAAUGAAGCGGAUACAUCUGGAGCGACUAACCUCGCUGACACUCCCACGACUGCCAUAACACGCCCAUAUUUUCAGCCUGUAGUCAGUACAGACACCAAAACAGAAAAUCCUACUGGCCUAACCCAAGUGCAAACUGAGACAUCCUGGACAGACACGAAAGUCGCUCUUUCCAUUACCACAGAUUUACAAAGAUCUACAUCUGGACAGAUGUUAAAGAUGGAGGAGUUUGUUACACAGAUGGAUGGACGUACAGAUAUGCAGACAAACCAAAGUAUUUCCAGUUACAGUGUUUUUAAUUCUUCUUUACCUGGGAUAUUGACGUCUGACAGCAGUACCUCAAUAAAUCCACACGGUGGUGCUAUUGAUCAAACUCCGGAGAAUAAACAAGCUCACUCAGACGGAUUUUAUGCGGCUUUCACCUCCAUCACAUCCUCAAAAACUGUAAAAUCCUCCAACAAACAGCAUGACUCAACCAGCACAGAGCCCUCUCUGUCAUCACCAUCAUCCUCACAGGGCUCCAGUCGGGCUCCUUCACCCACCACCCACAUGGCAGAGAUUCCCACUGGUGUGGGCACUGUGGAGGCUGCUUUACCUCAUCCACACACAGCUCAGAGUGACUCAACUGAGUCUGACAAUAGUUCUCGGAGAGCUGCUGUGAAGUCGACUGAUGGGCUGGACAAUACGGAUGGAUUUCAUACAGUCACUCCUUCCACACAGAAUCAGACAAACUCUCCUGAAAACAUGGAGAGACUCUCUCAUCCUCUGUAUCCCUCCCCCAUCCCAACACAAACACCCGGAAUAGACACACAAACGUCGACAGAAGGAAUGCAAAGAAGUGGGACUAAUUUGUACAUCCCCACAAACAUGAUGCAAACUCUGUUUAACGAGGAUGGAUCUUUUUCUACAACCAGACCAGCACAGAUAAUCAAAUUCCAGACCUCAACAGGUACAACAACUAUCAGACAAAUGCAUACACCAUCAUUUAGUGAAACUUUAAAAUCACCCAUGGAUUCAUCUACUCCUUCAUAUGGACUUCAAAAACAAACUGGACUUCCUGAUGGUACGCAGGCGACUUUUCCCUCUUCGAUGGCUGAAUCCUCCAUGGACACAAGCAGCAUGAACCCAAAAACUAUGUCUGAGUCCUCACAAACCUUUCGUCUGUUCCUGCCGUCUUCUGCUACAGUCUCUCCAAACAAACACUUUACUACUGAAAAUACACCUUCGCACCCGGUGAAAUCUGAUAGUAGCGAUGUGAAGGGAACCACAACCUGGCAGCGGUCUCCAAGUGGCACGAUGAAGCAUAAACGUCCAGGUGGACCUACUCAGCCCUUUCAUCCCACCAAACAGAACCAUUUUGGCGUCACAUCAUCAGCAUUUACCCCUUUAUUUAAGGGGAGUUCAACAAAAAGUCCCAUCUACUAUAUUGUUCCAAACCAACCUGCUACAGUUAGAGUGGAAUCAGUUGAGCUGCUCCUGCAGAUAGUUGUAGAAGAGUCUUGUUCCAUUUCGACUGCUGGUCUGGAGGAAGACAUAAUGCCAUGGUUGGAGUCCUACCUGCAGAGAGCACCAGGCUUCUGUAAACUGCUGGGAGUCUGGCGCAGUGGGCAGGCAGUGCAGAGCCUGGUUGUGUUUCAAACUAGUGAGGCUCUGCAGUGGCUCGGUGUAAGCAGAGCCGCAUCACUGCUGCAACGAACAGGACUAGCUCAGGCUGCUCACCAGGGGAAGAUGUUCAGAUCAUGUAGCAUCACCAACAUCACAGUUGGAGGCCUGCAGGGCGACGUGUGUAACUGGUUACUGCAGUGCCCAUCCGGGUACAAAUGUGUCCUCCAGCCCGGCACCACCAACUACAGCUGCUCCUCCGCCUGCCGCUAUGACUACUGCCACCACCACGGCAUCUGCACACACCAUCCAGGGCAGCUUCCAGUCUGCCGUUGUCUUGUAGGAGAUGACUUCUGGUACAUGGGUCAGAGGUGUGACAUGAGGAUGACCAGAGCUCGGCUCAUAGGUGCAUGUCUCUCCAUCUUACUCAUCAUAGUGAUGCUUAUUGGCAUUUUGGCUUGUCUGGCUGUGCGGCGCUACCGAGCCAUUCUGAUCCAGGCAAAAGUGGACCAAACUCGCAGCAGUUAUCGUAGGUUCAACCAUUUCGAUGAGCUGUCGGGUCGGUUCUGGCUGCGUUCGUGGGCCGGAUCUGCAGAUUCUCUGGACAACCCUGCCUUCAUGCGGUCGGAUGAAUUACUGCAUCUGCAGGCACUUGACCGGCCUUGCUGUUACCACGACGACACAUUGUCCCUUCCUUCCACCUGCCCCAGUCAUGGGAUGCGUAUCAACACAAUUUACCCCCACAGCUCCCAGUAUGGUUGGAGGGGCAGCGGGAUGAGCAUGGGGGAUGGUGUGUUGGACUCGGGGAAGGCCAGUGACCUGUCUGUCUGUAGCUGGCCUGUGGAACCCAUUCACUGGACUCCGUUCCCACUUCUGCAGCAGCUGGCAUCCCACAGGAAUCCUGCAGUCAGGAUGUCACGGCCGCGGUCCUACUGCGAAGGCAUGGAGCUGGUAGACAUGGGAAAGAGUUGGACUGCUUGAUGACCUGAGGAGCAAGAAAAUCUGUUACUGUUUUUAUGUUAAACCUAAAUGCUUUGUCAAUAAAAGAUGUAAGGAAAUAAUAUAUGAAUGUGUAUUUUUUUUAUUAAGAGAAAACAUAUUUUACAUACUUGGAGAAUUGCAUAAUGAAGCUAUCAAAGGUUUAUCUGAAUGUUAGAAUUGUAAAAACAGUACAGAAUAUUUAGAUUAAGCUAAAAUGAAGUCUUAAGCAGUUUGAGAUAAUGUGUACAUUUGUGGAAAAUUAUUUGCAUAGUUUGAAAUGUUUCACAAAUUUCAUAAAAACCCAUUUCACACAAAUGACUGUUUUAAAACAAAAUACAGUCUGAUUGCUUCCACCUGAAUUGUUCUUAAAUGAAUCAAUAAGGUCUAGUUUUGACUGAUUCAAUGAUACAGAAUAUUCAGAAAAAUUAAAGUUAGGAAAUUUGUGAAUCAUACAACCUAGACUGAAUGAAGAAAAGUGAGUCUGAUUGUGAGGAUUUAGGUUUUCUGUGUGUUUAUUUAGUUCCUGUGUUGUCCUGUCUUCCCCUUGAUUGUUCCCAGCUGUCCCUUGUUUCCCCUGAUUACCUUUCCUGGGUAUUUAUACCCACCUGUGCUUCCCAUUCCCUGUUGGGUCCUUGUUGUGUCUAAUGUCCAUAUCCUGCCUGUGUUGUCUUUUGGAGUAACUACCAGUGUUGGUGUUUUUUGUCUCAUUGCUCACCUGCACUGCCUGGUUUUCAAUGUGGACCAAUAAGGUCAUUUUUAUUGCUCAGCUUUUUUAUCAACAUUACAGAAAGAGAGCCCCAGUUUGUUCUUACCAGUUUCAGGGCAUUGUAGCAUUCCGCCUGUCAGGGUGGAUGCAUGUUAGAGUUCCCCUGUUAUAAAUGUAUGUUCAGAUUUUUUUAUUUUUAAAACUUUAAUUCCUCCAUUUCUGGCAGAAACAUAUUUUUGAAGAAUUAUCUUCUCUGGUUUUUGAUGCUGAGCAGCUGAAAAGAUUUUUGAUUAAACCUUUUUUUUUUUUGCCAUUUAGAAUGAUCACUAACCAUGGCAACCAAGUAGUUUACAGUCUUGAGCAAUGGAUUAAGAGCAAAACAUGACAAAUACUUAUAUUGAAACUACAAAUCCCAGAUGAAUUGAAAAGGAGGCAGCGUGGAUGUAGCAGAGCAGGAGGAAAAAAGAAGUUCAAACCACCUCUUCAAUCAAUCAUAAGGUGCAGUUUGAAACUGUUGGCUUAGCUAGUUGGAUAAAGUCCAGGCCCUGACAAGAAGUCAGCCAGAGUUCCAGAAAUGCAGUGUAACAUGUUUUACUGAAAUUUGGCUGCAGGAUCGUAUCCAUGACUCCGUCUCUGCUGGACGUCGGGCAGACAGCGUUAAAGAGCAGAGGAAUAAGUUAAGGAGUAGCAGUGUUUGUCCAACCAGUGUUGUUUUUUAUCCUCCCUGUGUGUGGACAGUUUUGUUCUUGUUUUUCUGUUUGUUUCUUACUGGUCAUGAUAUUGUGAUGAUCAGAGAAACUAAUUUUGAGGUUUUCAUGAGCUAUAAACCUUUGUAAUAAAAAGAAAAGCUUGGAAUAUA